AUGUCUACUCCCAUGGAAAGGAUUUUUUCUCAUUUGUUCCGAUCACAUCGAAAUCGCAAAAACCAAAGUUUUCACUAUUUUUAUCUCAUCAAUGAGGAUGAAAUUAACAGACUACAAUUCCAGCAUUACGUUUAUCAACAAGUAUGGGGAAGCAAUUUUUCUGCUCCCGUAACAGAAUUAUUGAAAACCGAUGGCACAAGAAUCCUUGAUGUUGGAUGUGGUCCCGCAACGUGGUUAUUAGAGGUGGCGACGGAGUACAAAAAGUCAAAGUUUACAGGUGUUGACAUUAAGCCUAUUUAUCCAAUUCACACAAAACCGUGCAAUGUCGAAUUUGUUCAGACUGAGGAACUGACUCGUUUACCAUUUGAAGAUAACACAUUUGAUUACGUAUUCUGCAGAGCGAUGAUGUUCGCUUUUAAGAUUACAGACUGGGAGAUUGCCAUAAAAGAAAUUUGUCGGGUUUGUAAAGUUGGUGGUUAUGUUGAAUUCAUGGAAAAAGAUAUUGUUAUUGAAAAUGAAAGAGAGUUCACGAAAAAACUAAGAUUUCGACUUAUAGAAGAAUUGGUGAAAAAGAAUGUUGAGCCGAUAAUUUCACCAAAAAUUAAAGAUUACAUAAAUAAAACAAACCAAUUUACAAGUAUAAAACAUGAAGAAAAAACAGUUACGAUAGGUGGGGCCGAUAGACUUAGCAAGGAAUACAAAGAAUUAUUUACGUGGGGGGCUAAAAAUUUGAAGGAAGCAAUGAAAAAAUCCGGUUUUAAUUUGGAAUCGGAUUCAAUUGAGAAAAGCAUAAAGGAAAUAACUGACAAUUAUGGUUGUGAUAAAAUUCAUCGAAUAUGGGCUAGAAAAGUUCCAAUGGUUAAGGCUUAUUAA
Molecule: messenger RNA, 873 nt
Organism: Funneliformis mosseae
Lineage: Eukaryota; Fungi; Glomeromycota; Glomeromycetes; Glomerales; Glomeraceae
Source: the annotation of a GenBank genome assembly